CGAGUUGGCCGAGUCACCGGGGCCAUCGCAAGGGUUCAGGAACCGCGAUAGAAACGGUUGAGCAAGUCACAGUGAGCGGCUACCUCUCGGCUCAUGGAUCAAGCUCCUCGGAUUCCCGGUGCGAGAGCGCGGCGUAUCAGCUGUCUCGAUCGCCCAGGGAUCGACCCCGAGACCCCGCUUGAUGUUGAUACUGUAAUGAUGCCCACUAACGAAGCAACGAUAAUGCAUCGCCGACGUGUCGGAGGUGAGUGGAGACCAGAUCACCAUUGGUGUUGGAGCGCCGAGCAGACAGAGACCGAAAGACUGGCGCGUCCUAACCGCCGAUUUCCCACAGGUCACAGAAGAGAGGCACCAAGGUCGCGCGAUAACGCGAUGAAUUCUUCUGGCCUCACAGUGACAUGGAGCGUUGAAAGGGCCGAUGGGCACGGCCAAAUGCGUCGGGCGAGACGGCCUGACUUUCAGGGGUUUUUCCGCUCGGGGGAUUACGCGGUGUCGAAACCUUCCACAUAUGUUUGCGUCUUGAGGCUUUCACUGGCUUUGUCUGAGAGCAUUCCUGCGAGCUCUCCUCACACAUACUGCCCAUCUUUUGCCCAACGAGGGGUCAGGCGGCGGAUAGUGAUGACUGAGCUGCGGCGCUGGCGGCAUGUUUGGUGGGCAGCAAUACCAGCCAAGCCCGUUGAAUAUGGAUGGUGAGACGCAAUUGGCGAUCAUGUGCCACCACUCGAGGGGGGGCUUCGGUAUCGCGCCCUAGUCGAUGUGAUACGGGAGUCAAGUGGGCAGCCAGAACGGGGUCAUCAUUGCGAGGAGA
Cutaneotrichosporon oleaginosum is the source of this 808-nucleotide messenger RNA. RefSeq lists its product as uncharacterized. Lineage: Eukaryota; Fungi; Basidiomycota; Tremellomycetes; Trichosporonales; Trichosporonaceae. The record is from RefSeq and is a predicted model, not a curated record.